UAUCAGCAGUAGAGGAAGUUUUCGUUUUUCCAUUCUCUAAUCAGUUCUAUUUGUGCGUGAAAGGGGUUCAGUUUUAUGUUGGUAACCUCGUAAAGCAGAUGCAAAGUGAUUCACAAUGCGAAUGAAAGAAUUUUAUUUGGUGACUGGCUUAGUGGUCUGUCUAAAUAACUUUCAAACUUGCGUUCGAGGUGAAGAUGCAGUAAGUGAUGAUGAUGCCUCCGAGGAAUUGGAUGAUGCUUCGAGUGUGCCGCCGUUUGUACGCAGUAGGUUCAAUUUGAGAAUAUGGUCCACGGCGGAAGAUUACAAGAGUACUGGAAAAACAGGUUCUCCGUUUGAUGCAGUAGUAGCGACGAAAAAGUCCAAUCGGUUUAGAAUAAAUACAGUAAAAUCAACUACCUCCGAAGCAGCGACUGACGGAACAACGACUGACGGAACAGCGACUGAAGAAUCAACGCCUACGACUACUCAGGUUCCAAUGUCCAGUACGACUGACACUGAAACAACAACGUCGAAAUCGAUGGCCACAAAGUUAUCCGCACCGGAAUGUGGAAAGCUGAGCGGCGAUGACGUGCCAUGGAUUGCAAUCUUGGAGCAUACAAACCCAAAUGGCGGAGUCCAAAAGAAGACCUUGAGCAAAGGAGUGUUGAUCGACGAUCGUCAUGUAUUGACGACAAUUUCUAGCAUUCACAAUUCCUAUCCAUUCUGGGUGGUAACCGGAAUACGCCUGGGUGACACUCCAACGUGGGCUGCAUCGAAGGGUAGCAAGGAGAUGAAUUCCAGAAAGCGAGAUGUGGUGUCGAUACCUGUGAGGAAUGUAUUUUUACACGAGAAGAAAGACAUUGCGGUGAUAAGACUGUCCGAACGGGUGAAUAUAACCGAGAAAAUCCGACCAAUCUGCUUACCAGCCAACGAUCGUUUUAACUACACGGAUAUGUACUUUCACAUCUGCAAAAAGGACAAGUCCGGCUUCGGUAGAAUGGGCAUAAGCAGUAAACUGAUUGCGGUAACUUAUCUGAGUCAAAAGGAUUGCCAAAUUUUGUUCCGAAGACACAAAGCCGAACUUGGCUUGAAGGAAUUUUGCGUUUGGGACGAAACGGGAGACAAUUGCACAGGUGAUUUGGGAGGACCUCUGAUGGUAAAACUAGACGGUCGCUAUCACGUGAUUGGACUGAAUUCUUAUGCAUUAUUGGCCAAGUCAAAAAUCGACAGCGAGGGUCUGCCGGGAGUUUACGUUCGGGUUGGCUCUUUCUCGAAGUGGAUUCAAGCGGUACUCAAAACGGAAUUCGACGAUUUGCCUGCAGCAGCGUGAACAAUUCAUUCACAUACACACGAAGGAGAAAAGCAAAACUAGAUCAGUACUGCCCUCUGUAUGGUGAUUAGAGUUUGAUAGCAGCAGUUCAUGAACGAGAAGUGUGCGCAACGUCUCGAGCAGCACGCGAAUGUAUUUAUUAUUAUUACUUGGUUCUAUAGCGCUAUAAGUGGAAUACCUCCUGCUAUGGGAUGGAAAAUAACUUUGACAUUACAACCGGUUUUCAACGA
Molecule: messenger RNA, 1539 nt
Organism: Ochlerotatus camptorhynchus
Lineage: Eukaryota; Metazoa; Arthropoda; Insecta; Diptera; Culicidae
Product: CLIP domain-containing serine protease B4-like
Exons: 3
Coding region: 116-1309 (397 amino acids)
Biological process (GO): proteolysis
Molecular function (GO): serine-type endopeptidase activity
Source: RefSeq, a predicted model, not a curated record